Molecule: messenger RNA, 8234 nt
Organism: Chilo suppressalis (striped riceborer)
Lineage: Eukaryota; Metazoa; Arthropoda; Insecta; Lepidoptera; Crambidae
Source: the annotation of a GenBank genome assembly
GUUCAAGUCCCGUCCGCUGCCUGGACCGCGUGGAUUGUUUUCUAAUAAACUUUUCUUUAGAUUAGUUAGUUUAAGAGUAAUAGUCGUUCAACUUUGGUAAAAGAAAAUUUCUUACCUAUUGAAAACUUCUUAGAAUAAAACAUUAAUAGUGACAUAGAUGAAGCCAUUGUAGUGUAAAAUAUUUCGUUGAAAAACAAAUUUAAAAAAACGAUUGCUUUUAAAAAAAAUAAAAAGUCCUGCUCAAAAAAAAAAGAUUGUGGUAACGACAGGCAUCUACGGAACCCUACACUGCGCGUGGCACGAUACGCACUUGUUACUAAAUAUUUCUAAGCACUGUAAGGAUUGUGUUAUGGGAUACUAGGGUAACAGAUAGAAUAAAUAUACUGAUACAUAUUUUUUUCAAUGUCUGGAAAAUGCUUUACGCAUCCUCCGCCCACCGGGGGAAGUAAAGCAGAAUUAUCCGGGACUCCUCCCCACUCGUUUCACCCAGCAUGCUGACUCGAUGAAACGAGUAGGGCCCUACCAAACGGUAAAAACCAGACAAUACUCCUGCACCUAUCCGCUGACACAUAUCCCGAGGACCGCGGUCCCAGACAUAUGAGUCAGUAGGGCGAGCAUUGCAUGGUACGCCCCAAGGGAAUAGAUAGAGAUAUAGAUAUAUAUAUAUAUAUAUCUAAUAUAUAAAAUUCUCGUGUCGCGGUGUUUGUGAUUAAACUCCUCCGAAACGGCUUUCCCGAUUCUCAUGAAAUUUUGUGUGCAUAUUGGGUAGGUCUGAGAAUUGGACAACAUCUAUUUUUCAUCCCCCUAAAUGUUAAGGGUAAUCCGCCCCUACAAAAUUAUUUUUUUCAAUUUUAGAUAUUUUUUUUUAUUUUUUUAUGAUACAGCAUUAGUAAAUACAUAUAACCCUGAAUUUUCAAUCCUUUACAAUCAACCCCUAUUUUAUUAUGGCGGUACGAAGUUGGCUGGGUCAGCUAGUAUGUAUAUACUAGCUGACCCAGCGAACUUCGUACAGCCCUAAAAAAAUAGGGGUUGUCCAGCGGACAAAAUUGUGAAUCUAAACCAUUCUCAGAUCCCCUUGAACACACACAAAAAAUUUCAUCAAAAUCGGUCCAGUCGUUUAAGAGAAGUUCAGUGACAUACACACUCACAGAAGAAUUAUAUAUAUAAAGAUAACACCUAGAAAUAGUAGUAACCUGAAAUUUAAAAGUGGUGCCGGCUAUAUCUUACACACAGCAGGGUAGCGUGGGCGUCGGCUGCCCGGGGCGAAGGAUAAUUUUGCCGUCUUUUUAUUUAUUUUGUUGAAAUAUUUUUAUUAUUUAUUGUAAAAUUUUGCCGCCCCCUAAGAAGUGCCACCCCGGGGCGGGCCGCCCCUGCCGGCCCCACUACGCUAUGCCACUGCUAACACCAAACUAUGCAUAAUAAUAAUCUGACAUCGCCAAGGUGUAGACUGAUUUCACUGCAUCAGUAUUCAACUGCAGUUUUCACAAUGUUUUAAUGGAAAAUUGAAAUUAUCGCGAAUACUCAUGUCUUGUUAAUUUGUAGUAUUGAUUAAUAACUACUUACAAAGUUGCAAUUUAAUUGCUAGAUUAUAGAUAAGAGGUAUAAUAAUAAAUAUUAUUACGGUCAAAAGUCGCAGGUCAGUGGGUCCUCUAAAUUAAAUCAAUCGACAUAUUUAUUAAUUAAAAUGAAUUAAAAAAAAUCAAUAAUAUUUUGGGAAUUCAAUGAUUUUCAAUAUAACUGUAUAACAUAAUGGUUCACUUAAUCCUGUCUUUUUUUACUGCUUGGGGUACCAAAUUUUCAAAUCAAUAUUAUAUGACUAAUCCUUAUGUUUUUGAGGGUGCUGAAUCGGAUACGAGAGUAAAAUUAAUUUCAACCAAGGCGCUUUGAAAAUUUAGCCAAUAUUUAAGGUGUCCAAAAGUACCCGAUUCCUGAUUUUAAUUUUUAUUUAUUUUCAUAUCAAUAGCUUUAUAAUUUCUAUUUUAAAUGAAAAUUUGUUAUUUUUCAAUUUUUGCAAAGGGGACGCAGCAGUAGCAUAUUUAGCAUAUUCUCAGUUUUUUUUUAAUAUCCUCUAUUUCUGGAAAAUUCGAGCAAUGUGAUCCCUAACUGAGAUCAGGACGACGUUUAAAAACUUUUGAUGCCAAAAAAAAACAAUAGGUUCGAAAAUUUUCAUUUUUGAUUACACUUCAGGGAUAGUUACAAAAGUCCCUCGCGAUCAAUUCAAGUUAAUGUACACCUCUCGAAUUAUACGCGAGAAAACCAAUUCAAAAUUUCUGAAUUUCCCAAAAUUCAUGGAAUCGUAACAUUUGUAAUUGCACUAGUAACCUAAGUUUCUAGAUUGGCGCAUUUGCGACUCAUACAGCCCAUUAAUAAAAAAUACCAGUAAAAAUCGACUCAGAUAUUUAACUAUUUGCGUCUUUUUUAAUUAAUACAAAAUUAUAAAAACCCAGCCAUUAAUGGCAUUUAUUUCUUCUUUGUUCCAGCUGCCGUGGCAUCCAACCAGUUCAGCGACUCCUUCGUCGCUGAAAGCCAACCGCAAUCACCAUGGCAGGUCGGGAAACUGUACCGCUAUGAGGUAGACUCGUUCACCUUGGCCCGCUUGCCAGAGAGUGCUAGCACCGGCUUUGCUUUCAAAGCACACUUCAUCAUCCGCGUCCCAGCCCCCGGCCGCCUUCUGGCUCGCUUGGAGAAGCCUACCCAUGCUCUGGUACACCAAGAACUUCCCUACGAUAGGCAGCUCCCGAAAGACCUCAAAUACGAACCCCUCGACAAACUUGAACACCCGUUCGAGAUCGCCGUAGAAGGUGGCAGAGUUUUAACCCUCACCCUUCCCACGUCACUACCACUUCCCGAAGAGAACUUACUCAAAGGUCUGAUUGGAGCUCUCCAACUUGAUUUGUCCACUCACCGCCAUGUUCGUAAGUCUUAUGAUGGCUACGAAAAGGAAACACACCAAGGCUCUUUCAAAAAAAUGGAGACUGAUGUCACUGGUGACUGCGAAACUUUGUACAACGUUUACCCCGCUGUACCCGAAUGGCGUCGUGAACUCCCGAAAUUCGCUGGAGAAGAAGAGCCAAUAAUGAUUUCCAAGACAAAGAACUACGGCCAUUGUCAUCACAGGGUCGCCUACCAUUUUGGUGUACCUAAAGGAUCUGAGUGGACUGGCACAGCUCACAAGAAAGAAGAAGAGCAAUUUAUUCAGCGCGCGACUGUCACCCGUAUGCUGGCCGGUAAACAGGGCCCUAUUUAUAAAUCUGAGACUACCAGCACCGUUCAUGUAAACCCUCAGUUAUACGGCAAGGAAAAAGCUGAAGUUAUUAGUUACGUCAAAUUGUACCUCACAUCUUUUGAAGCGGAUAAUGAAGCUCAAUGGGUUGUUGGUAAUCCAGAGAACAAACGGGUGGUCAACAAUUUAUUAUAUUCAAUGUCACAAAAAAAGCAAGUCAUGAUCAGUGAAAGUUCAUCGUCCUCUGAGUCUUCGGAGUCAAUUGAGUUUUCCAAAACUAUCGCAGAUGAAGAAAUGACUACAGGAAACCGCGUCCGUCGCUUCGCAAAGACUCCUAAAAUAGUCGCGAUUAAUAAGGUUAUUGUGAAACGAAAUGAUAAAGACAGUAGUUUGUCUAGCUCAAGUUCCGACGCUUCAUUAACUUUUGAGAACGAUUAUUUUCCACUAGAAAAUGAACCCGUUUCCGCCGACAUGUAUAUAAUUCCUCAAGAUAGCCCUGACAACAAACAGAAUCCGCAGGCAGUACAGAGACUUCUUCAAGAUUUGGCCCAACAAUUACAGAAUCCUAACAAUAUGCCAAAGACAGACUUUCUGUCAAAGUUCAACAUCCUUGUCCGCGUGCUCGCUUCCAUGAGCUACGAACAACUUAGUGCUACUAGCCGUUCUCUUGAAGUUACAAAGUCAUCCAAUAACCUCAUUAAGGCUGAUAUGUGGAUGAUUUACCGUGAUGCAAUGGCUCAGGUUGGUAACAUGCCUGCGUUCAAACAAAUCAAAGCAUGGAUUCUCAACAAGAAGAUUCAAGAAGAGGAGGCAGCAGAAGUGGUUGCUAGCUUAGUCAAAACUAUUCGCUAUCCUACUAAAGAAAUAAUGCUUCAGUUCUUCAAACUCGCAAUAAGUGACGAAGUCAGGGAGCAACUUUACCUUAACACGACCGCUUUGAUUUCUUCCACCAGAUUUAUCAACAUGGGUCAGGUAGACAACGAAACUGCCCAUUCAUUCUACCCUACACAUAUGUACGGCCGUCUUUCACGCCGACAUGACAUAUUUGUGAUUGAAGAAGUGAUUCCAUACUUGUCUCAAGCAUUGAAAGAAGCUAUUGAACGAGGUGACAGCAGCAAAGCUCUUGUUUAUAUCAAGGCAAUUGGCAAUUUAGGUCACCGCAACAUUCUGGAUGUGUUCGCUCCUUAUCUCGAAGGAAAGAUUCAUGUAACUACUUACUUACGUGUCCAAAUGGUUCAGAAUUUAAGAGUGCUAGCUCACGAAAGAGACUCUUAUGUUCGAGCUGUGCUAUUCAGCAUUCUGAAGAAUAUUGCUGAGCCCUACGAAGUGAGAGUAGCUGCUAUCGAAAAUAUAUUUAUGGCGCGUCCUACAAGCGCAAUGAUGCAGGCGAUGGCUCAGAUGACUCACAACGACCCAAGUGUGCAAAUCCGUGCACUCCUGAAAUCAUGCAUCUUAACGGCAGCUGAUCUGAAGCACCCUCGCAAUAUGGAUCUCGCUAGAACAGCUCAGUCCGCUAAAUGGAUGGUGACUAAACAAGAAUAUGGCCAACAAUACUCCAAUAAAUAUCUGAACGAUUAUGAAGAUAGACACCACGAACUGGGCUUCAUGACUGCGUUAUCCUACACUGGUAGUGAAGACAGCUUCUGGCCGAAGAGUUUAAAAUACUCCUUCAAGAGCAAAGUUGAUGGAUGGAACCAGGAAAGCACGAUCUCAGCUUCAGUCUCCGAUGUACAACAACUAAUGAACGCUUUCCAGCGUGAAAUGGAUAGAAUGGUUCGUAAACAACCGAAGUCAGAGUCUGACCAUAUGUACUCAGCCGAGAAGGUUGCUGAAAUGCUAAAUAUCAAACGCAAUCCCAAGACCCCAUUGGAAGCCUCCAUUUUAAUUGAUGUAAUGGGCCAAGAAAGAUUCUUCUCUUACAGUGAGAGCGAGCUUGAACAGAUGCCUGCCAUUAUCGCUAAAUACAUGGCAAAUUUGGCUAAAGGAUCUGAGAAACACUACACUAAAGUUCUAAAUCAGGCCCAAGUUUCUAUCAUGUUCCCUGUCAGCACAGGAAUGCCAUUUAUUUACAAAUAUAAAGAACCCGUGGUAAUGCACACCUACGGCAAAAUUAAGGGUCAAGUUAACCCAUCAGUGAAGGAGAACGAGGACAUUGCUAACAUCAUGAAAGAGGUGCAUUUCACUUUUGCAAAGAGUAUCGUUGGUAGUGUUGGUUUUAUGGACACUCUUGCAAACAAAAUCGCUUCAGUUGGAGUAGAUAGCAAAAUUCAGAUCUACCUUCCUCUUAAACUGCAACUCCAAGCAAAAUCUGGAGAAAUGAAAAUCAUUGUGGAUUCUUUGCGUCCUGACCAAGAAACUAACGUCUUACAUUACAGUGUCUGGCCAUAUUCUACUUGUCAAAAUAGAGAUGCCCUUGUAACUGUUGCUCAAGAUACCAACACAAAGGUCGUUGAUCGUAGCAAGAAAGUGGUAUCAAUUGACUCCAAGUUUGGUCAAACCGUUGGUAAUAUAUUCCAAAUUCAGGGCUAUUCCUAUUCUUCUGAUUACAAGAACAUUGGCAAUUUGUUGAAAUCACGAGACAUUUUAAUGAACAUCGUUCAUCUUAUUCGCCAAAGAGACGUUGCUCUUACACAUUUCAAUCUGAAACACCUUGGAAAACAAAGCCAAAACAAACGCGUUGUACUUACUGUUGCUUAUGAUUCGUAUUACAAUCUGGCAGUGGCAUCCACUAUUGAACAGCCACUAGUAGCCAUACACACAGAAGAUGUAGUUCCGAAUAGUAGAGACCGCCGUCUACAAAUGGCUACACGUGUAAGUGCAGGAUUCAAGACUGCGAGAGCUCGUGUCAUUGAUGUGAGCGCAACAUUCGAAGGUCAACAGAAGCAUAGUUAUGUCAUGACAGCAGCAAUUGGUGACAGUCUAGUGGAUUCAAAGAUUCAAUAUGUCUUCUUCGCCGGUAAAAACUCAGAUCAGGCUGGAAAGUCUGCUGACCAAAUCAAUGCCGUUGGUACAGUCUUGAAACCUGUGUCUAGACCAUUUAACUUCGUCGAAGCCAUCAAAAAUGAAAUGAAGAUGAAGUUCGGGUUUGACAUUAAAUAUGGACACGGUGGAAACGGAAUGGUAAAGAUUGAUGGAUUUAUGGAACGUAGCAAGAAAUAUACGGAAGAACUUCUCAAGCACCCGUUGGCUAAGCAAUGCAUGCAGCAAGUCAAAAAGAAUAAUCUUUACCAACACGCCUGCCACCAAAUGCUUGUCAAAGCUCAUACUCCUGAUUACUUAAAGACAUCUGUUGUUUAUAAAGAAGUCAGCCCUGUCUUCAGGAAUAUGACUUAUAAAGCAUUCAGAAUCAUUGACAGUCUGGGCUUCUGGUUCACUGAUGUGAAUCCAAUGAAGACUACACCUGAUGGUAAACUAGAGAUUGAGUCUCAGUUGUGGUAUCCUGAUAAUACCAUGUCUUUAGCGCUUAGCACUAGAUUGGGAGAAGUACAUUUAAACGAUGUGCCUAUGCCGAAAUUUGUUGGGAGUUGGUUGGCUGUGUAUCCUCCAUUUAAAUCGACGGAAUGUGUUCUCAACGAGUUUACUCGGGAUCAAUAUCUGCCUUACUGCACGGUGGAUUCCAACAAAAUCAGGACGUUCAGUAACCGCAGCUACGAGUACAGUCUGACACGUUCAUGGCACGUAGUGAUGCAACACGACGCCAUGGUGCGAGGUGGCAAUGACAAACUAGUCGUUCUUGCUAGAAGACCGCAAGAAAAGAAACUUGAGCUGUACAUCUCCUAUAAAACACGACAAGGCCAAGACCUAGAGCUCGAAGUUCAACCGAACACUCAAGGAAAGCACAUUAUCAAGGUGCACACCAACGCUAAGAAAGUGUUCGAUGAAGAUUUUGUCAUGUAUACGGAUGAAGUGAACCGCGUCAACGUGCUUGAAUACCACACUCUACCUGAUAAUGUGCUCAUUAUCAACAUUCUAGAAAAUCAUCAUCGCCUUAUGUACGAUGGAUCCAGGCUAGUCGUCUUAACAAGCGAGCACAGGAACAGGAAUAAUGGCAUCUGCGGCCGCAUGACCGGUGAUAUGCGUGAUGACUACUUGACACCAACUGGAUUAGUUGACAGACCAGAACACUUUGGAGCUUCUUUUGCUCUUAAGGAACAAGAUGGCGACCCAAAGACACUCGAACUGCACGCUCAAGCACACCAGGUGUCCUACCCUAUGAAGCAUCAGUACACAACGAUCUUACCCUGGGACAUUGAAUGGAGGAACUGGGAGAAGCUUCAGAAACCUUCGAUGCAAGGCAAUGUAUAUAAAACAAGGAAUUGGCAAAAGAAGGGUGGUCAAUGCCAGAUGCAUCAACAGGUGCAAUAUUUUGAGGACCAUGGCGAGAUUUGCAUCACCUUGACUCCAUUACCAACUUGCCCGUCCAACUGCCGUAGUGACCGGUACACGAUACAAGUUACUCAAGUGGUGUGCCGCUCGAAAUUCGAUAAGGAAUUUCGCGAAUAUAAAGAGCAGAUUCGACAGGGGCAGAGUCCGAGGAUUUCAGAUGUUCCUGAACAACUACCCAGGCAAUACAAAGUACCGACUACAUGUAAAGUCUGAGAUAAUGAUAUGUUGAAGGGCGAACAUCAGCCAAACCAUGUAACUACAUAUUCACCAUGAAAACAGAUUACUCGGCAAGAAAUAUGACUCUGAAUAUAAAAUAUAGUAUUUAUAAUAACGUAUUGGAUAUUAUCAUAUGUAUUUAUCAUGAAAUUUUAUAUUCUUAUGUAAAUAUUAUGUAUUACUAUGUAAAAAUAUGGAUUUUAUAGUAUUAUAUAAAUAAUAGAUUUGAGAGAAUAGUUACCUAGAUAUAAAUAUAGCAAAUGAGAAAAUAAAUAUAUACUUACAUUAACAAUGGAACUUUGGGCCUUGUUUAAUUGCACUAUUUCUUUAUCAUACCUUAUAAAAACAGAUUAAUCGACUAAAAAAAUAGUACAGUGGACUGGAUUUUAAUUAGUUCUUACGCAGUAAU